Messenger RNA from Dovyalis caffra, 267 nucleotides. Lineage: Eukaryota; Viridiplantae; Streptophyta; Magnoliopsida; Malpighiales; Salicaceae. The record is from the annotation of a GenBank genome assembly.
AUGACACAGACUGUUAACGAGGCAGUUCAUUUCCGUAAUGAUGUCCUUAUUGGGACAAAUUCGGAAAUAGCUGCUAGCGAUAUUCUACAAGCGGAUAAAGUGGCGGAUUUGUUAGCCAAAUCUUUAAGGCCUAAUUCUUGUCCUUUAGACUGGAUUGUAAGACCAACUCCCGAGAUAAGAGCUUUGCUCUCAGAAGAUUGUAAUGAAAGCUCUUACAAGUUACAAGAUUGUAAUGAAGGUAAAGUCUUCCUCCGUGAAGAUAUUUAA